AUGCUGCCCUUGUCAACUAAAAAACAUGUAUUUUUUGCUAUCUGCCCGUGUGUCUUCGCCUUCCUGCCCCUCCUGCAACCCAUAUCAGGCGGCAAGGGCAGGCGGGUAGCUGAUGAUGUGAAGGUGGGGCAGAGGGAGAGACGGCCCUUGGUUGGGAAUGGGAAUGGGAGUGUGGUGCAGAGUGUGAUUGUGGGGCGGAGUGGGAGUAGAGAAGGAAAGGAGGAGAAACUAGAGGAGGGAGAGGAAGAGGGGGAAGAGGAGGAGGAGGGGGAGGAGGGGGAGGAGGAUGAAGAGGUGGAAGAUGAGGAAGAGGAGGGAGAGGAGGAAGUGGAGGAAGAGGAAGAAGAGGAGGAAGAGGAGGAGGAAGAGGAGGAAGAAGAAGAGGAUGAGGAGGAGGAGGGUGGGCGUGUGAGUGGUCCGGAAGUUGUAGUGUUUCAGGAAGGGAGUAACCUCAAGAAGCAAGCAACACGUGUCAAGCUCCUAUUGGGCGGCCAGAUCAGCAGCAGGAAGGAGAGGAAGCUCUUUAUGUCGUCCAAGGUGGCCAAUAUCUUCAGGGAUCCCAACGCGCCGGUGGAAGAACCAGAGGGGAGGCGGAGGAGAGGGAGGGGGCGGGCGGGGAAGAAAGAGGAGGAGGACGAGGAGGAGAAGGAGACUCGGCUGCACAUGGAGGAGUACAUUGCGAUUGCGAGGGAGACAGAGCGGUUGGGAGUGUCAACGAUGGAGUGGAACCAGCGCAAGCAGUGGGAGACGAACCACAUCGUGCGCCACCUGGGCGUCAAGCCGCCCAAGCGCAUGAGCAUGAACAUAGCUGCUACGGAGGGGUAUCGAUCGGUGCAACGGAAGAAGCGACUGAGGGAACUGGAAGAGGAAGUUGCCUCUGGUAUGAUCCAAGUGAAGGGAGGAAACCCGCGCGACAAGAAGAGCAAGCACAGGAGGCUGGGGCAGGGCACUCUAGCCAGGCUCCUAGCCGAAGAGGAAGAGGCCAAAGAAGGCCGCCCGAGAAAGGCGCGUGUUGAUUGGCGGGCGGAGGAGAGAGGGCUUAAAGCCUCGGAUGGGGAUUACCAAGGUCAAUAG
Closterium sp. Naga37s-1 is the source of this 1074-nucleotide messenger RNA. The record is from the annotation of a GenBank genome assembly. Lineage: Eukaryota; Viridiplantae; Streptophyta; Zygnematophyceae; Desmidiales; Closteriaceae.